Messenger RNA from Equus caballus (horse), 4346 nucleotides. The record is from RefSeq and is a predicted model, not a curated record. NCBI's taxonomy places the organism in Eukaryota, Metazoa, Chordata, Mammalia, Perissodactyla, Equidae.
AUGGUUUAUCUUCCCUGUUGGACUGUUAGCUUCAUGAAAUCGAGGGUCAUGUGUGAUCCUGUGGGUCACCACAGUGCCCAGAACCGUCUUGAGUAUAGCACGUUCCCAGUGAAUAUUUGUUGGAAGACACACUAGACAUGUUUGUUGAAGGAAUGGUUGAAUUAGCAUCAAAGGCUUCUUCCACAAUAGCCCAUUGGCUGGUAAUUCUAAGCAUUUUACAGUGCAUCACAAAAUGUUCUUUUCUUUUUUAAAUUGUAUUGAAUCAACAAAUAGGAUAGACAGGCCCAUUUUCUUCAUUGUAAGGUAAGGCCUCUAUUAUUUUUUAGGUAGGGGCCCGCCCACAAGGGAACACUGGCUCUCACAUAAGACCCAGGAGCCUCCACAGUUUGGAACCCAAUACACACUUCCUAGAAUAGUACUCGACGCCCUCGCCUGCCACAUUGGGCUAUUAACAGUGCCUUAACCAACGGGGAGGAGAUAUGCCUGGGAACUGUGAUGCCAAUGGAAGGACGCAGACAUCUGUUUUCCAUUAUCGGCUUCUGCUUGGGGUUUCUUAAGCCCAGUGUGAGAUGGCAGACACCAUUCCAGGCUCUGGCCACCCGGGGCUCGGGCAGGGGACCGGGCAGAGGAGGAUGCGCAGCAUGGUAGGAGCAAUGUGCUGCUUGGCGCUCUGAAAGGGCGAGGCGCCAGAUCCCGGGAGACGCCGCCGGUGGUGCAAGGCUGCUCCGCGGUAGUUGGGUGAGGCCAGGAGGCUCGCACCUGCAGAUCCCUCUCUGGACGUACAGUCUUUGGAGACCCCGUCAGCUCCGGAGAGCCCCCGUCGCAGUCAGGUAGCGCGGGAAUCGGGUUUAGCACUUGUCACCGUUCAGAACUGGGCGUCCCGGUGCUCGUCUUUUGAGGAAAUCUUGCUCUGGACUACAUUUCCCAGAAGGCCCCGCGGUGAUUGAAAGCCCAAUCAGCCUAUGGACGGGGAAGGUAUCUCGUCAUGGAAACUGAGGAGCCAAUGGCAAGAGGACAGAGGCGGUGUUUUCCGGCGGCUGGCUGUCGGGCUUGGAGUCCCACCUGUGUCCCCACAGUCCUGUCACGCACGAAUCACAGUCGGGUUCUGGGAGGGACCACCUCGGCGCUGCGGGCCGGGUGCGGCUCGGCGGUGGAGGACUCACUUCCUGCUCCAUCCCCGGGCUGGGCCCUGGGGCGGUGAGUGAUCCGGGAAGCAGACGGCGGCGGCCACCCGGGCACCACAGAGGGGCGUGGAAGGGCGCGCCCGCCGCCCCGACGUGUCGCUGCCGGGUCCCCGCGCCCGCCCUUCGGAGCCCGCAGGUCCUGCUGAGGAGCGGGCUGAGGUAGCUGCGGUUUUCCGCGCCGUCGUCGGGAUGGCUCAUCCUCCCCAUCCGUGCUCUUGGUCCUCAUGGAGGUCCCCGGCCCCCGACUGGGGCCUGCAGCACCACGAGGGAGGAGAUGGGUGUCGGCGCUGCCCCUGCGGUCAUGUUCCUAUUAAUAACCCCAGUGAGCAGAGGGCUGCUCCUCACAAUGGCACUUAGUCACAGCACCUGGGCGCUGCACGGCCUUCGAGGUCACCUGUGCAGGGGACAGGAGGCUGGGCGGGAAACAGGGUUUCUGGGACAGUGGCUGAGAACUCGCCUCCUGCAGGCGGCCCUGCUGUCGUGUUUUGUAAUGGAUGCAGAAAUAAAAUGUAUGCUCAAAACUCCUUCCAAUGUCCACUUCCUACUGACAUUAUUUUUGCUUGUGAAGGUUUUAAGCCAGACAGAUGAAUUGCAUCCCUAGGGUUUUUAGAUCCUUAGAAACUCGCUACUUUGUCAGUGACCCAGAGCAAUGUCUGUAAAUGCAUAACUGUCUCCACGAGAAGUGUUUGCGAGUGUGUUCUAGUAGGACCGGUGCUUUGAUGGUGAGACGGAAGAUGGGAAAGGGAAAAACCCCCUCACCGCACCUGGUCCAUCCUGCACUGAAACCCAGGAUUCUUUGUAGCAGGCUCAGCUGGCUGACCUGUGUUUGUUUCCAUUGGAAACUCUUUAAGGCAGGGACAUGUUAUCUUACACUUCUUUGUGACCCCUAAUACCUUACAACAUAUUACUUACUGAAUAAAUCACUGAUCCAUCCAGGAAUCUGACCAUCUCCCUCAAAAUAAUUUUUUCGUGAUCCUGCUGUCAACUUUAUUAAUGUGUUAAUGAUUGCUUCAGCCCCCAAGGGUCAUGUUUUGUUCUUAUUCCCAUUGAAUUUCGCUUAAUUUUACAGCUUGUCCAUGCCUUUUUUUCCCCUUGUAAUCCAUAUCUUUUUAAGUCUCAUUUCUAGCUCCAUUAAACCCUGAAAUAGAUGGUCCCCAGGACAGUUCCCUUUGGAGUUCUGCAUAGGCUGUCCCAUGAGGUUGCCACCAAUCGACAAGCCGCGAAAAGUCAGCUGUUCUCAUAACUAAUAUGAGUAGAAUUAAGCCCACGACUUCCUGGCUUGCUGAAGAAAAUGUAGUUGGAGAGAAUCCAAAGCUUUCUAGAAAUCAAGUUAUACCUGCACACGCUCUCCUUUGUUUAUCUUGUGUGUCAUGGACAAUUUGUUCCUCAAGAAGUUAGUGUGUUCAAAGACAGAAGUUCUGCAGAUGUGUCUGGGAGGCCCAGGCCUCACUCAGUGAUGGGUGAGUUGGCCAAGGGAAGGAUUAUGUAAAAACAGAAUAAGAAAAGCAACCCUUCCGUGGUUGAGAGAAUUUACCUGAGAGCCUUUCUAGUCAGGGCGUUCCGUUUGGGUGUACUGGUGGCCAUGACGGCUGUCAUUUGGUUUUCAGACAAUGGGGAGAACAUGUAGAGAGCUGUUGAUGCAUGUUGAGGUCUCUUGCUGUAGGACCUGAUGACCCUCAAUGAUGUGGCUGGGGACUUCAGGGAAGAGUGGGUUACCUGGACCCUGCUUACAGAAUCCUCUUCAGGGACACCACCCAGCACACGUAGAAGAAUGGGCUCUCAACGGCAUUUCUAGACCAAGUGUGAUCUCCCAGCUGGAGCAGAAAGAGGAGCCAUGGGUCCUGCCACUCCCGAAUUUUGAGAUGAGGAAGAUCCUACGGGAAAGUCACACAGACUUUGAGAAUCAGAUGGUAAAACUCAAUCGGGACAUUUCUGAAACAGCAGAACAAUGUGGAACAUCCUCAGCAAGGGCCAAUAAAGAUAUUUCUCAGACUCCUAGCUGGGGAGGAAACUGGGAGAGGGGCCUUGAAUUAGAAGGGCAACAUGGAACUCUUCCAAGAGAGGGCCAUCAGGGUCCCUUUUCGCAGGAGAAGGAUUUAAACAAGCUCCUGGCUGGAUAUGUAGGAAAGAAGCCUGUGUGUGAAGAAUGUGGAAAAAGCUUUAACCAGAGUUCCUAUCUCGUGAGACACCUCAGAACCCAUACUGGUGAGAGGCCUUAUAAAUGCAUUGAGUGUGGGAAAGGCUUCAAACAGAGUUCCGACCUGGUCACCCAUCGCAGAACACACACAGGAGAGAAGCCCUACCAAUGCAGUGGGUGUGAAAGGAAAUUCAGCGACAGCUCGACGCUCGUCAAACAUCAGAGAACCCACACGGGCGAGAGACCCUACGAGUGCCCAGAGUGUGGGAAGACUUUUGGGCGGAAGCCCCACCUCAUAAUGCACCAAAGGACCCACACGGGAGAGAAGCCCUACACGUGCCUCGAAUGUCAUAAAAGCUUUAGUCGAAGCUCCAAUUUCAUCACCCACCAGAGGACCCACACGGGAGUGAAGCCGUACAGAUGUCAUAACUGUGGGGAGAAUUUUAGCCAGAGCUCAGAUUUGACUAAGCACCAACGAACCCACACAGGAGAACGGCCCUUUCAGUGCCCAGAGUGCGGGAAGGGCUUUAGAGACAGCUCUCAUUUCGUAGCUCACAUGAGCACCCACUCGGGAGAGAGGCCCUUCAGCUGUCCUCAUUGCCACAAGAGUUUCAGUCAGAGCUCACAUCUGGCCACGCACCAGAGAACUCACACAGGCGAGAGGCCUUUUAAGUGCGAUGACUGUGGGAAAGGGUUCGCCGACAGCUCUGCCCUCGUUAAGCACCAACGGAUCCACACGGGGGAAAGACCCUAUAAAUGUGGCGAGUGUGGGAAGAGCUUCAAUCAGAGCUCCCACUUCAUUACCCACCAACGGAUCCACUUGGGAGACAGACCCUAUCCGUGUCCUGAGUGUGGCAAAACCUUCAAUCAGCGCUCCCAUUUUCUCACCCACCAGAGAACACACACAGGAGAAAAACCUUUUCACUGUAGUAAGUGUGACAAGAGCUUCCGUCAGAAAGCACAUCUUUUAUGCCACCAAAACACCCAUUUGAUUUAGAAUAUAGUCUUUAGUGGUUCUGAUGCUC